Messenger RNA from Exophiala oligosperma, 664 nucleotides. RefSeq lists its product as uncharacterized. The coding region runs from base 29 to 388 and encodes 119 amino acids. The transcript has a single exon. NCBI's taxonomy places the organism in Eukaryota, Fungi, Ascomycota, Eurotiomycetes, Chaetothyriales, Herpotrichiellaceae. The record is from RefSeq and is a predicted model, not a curated record.
AUGAUUUGUUCAUGUGGCCCUUGCCAGCAUGAACACCCCUUCUCUCUCAGAUGUGUCUGGCGAAAGUCAAUUUCCACCAGAUCAAUGUCCUCACGUUGCCCUCCUCGGCCUUCUCGACGCCAACCUCCUUCUUGACCACCAUGCCCUUCAGCAAGCCGCCGGACAUGGCGGUCUCGAAGUCCCGCCAACUGCCUGCCGCGUCCAUGAGCCCCCACCGCUCACGGAGUUGUUUGUAGUAGUCUGCCGUGAGAGUGAUCUCACUGAUGUCGGGGAUGAGUUGUGGCAAAGGUCUGUAAAAAACAGACAGGUUGGCGAGGUUGCUGAUGUCGGGGUGGCGCAUCAAGAUUUCUCCCAACUCCUCCAUGCCUUUGAAGUGUCCGGUGUUUGAUCUGCCUACUGCGUCUCCCUGCGCGAGACGAGCGCCCACCAGGUUGACUCGGUCGGUGAGCGGGUAGUACACAACUGUGCGGAGAAAGCGCAACAAUCGUGGUUCGACCUUUGAAAGGAACGUCUGCUCAAACAGGCUUGGUGAGACAUUGUGGGCAGAGCCCGGGACUGGAUGACCAACGUGAAUGGUCGUUGUGCUCCAGAAACGCGGCGCCCACUCGGUGCGAACGUGCUUGCUGACCGAGAGGAGGGACUUGCGUGUCUUUGCGACGUCAAG